AUGGCGUUUAAUGGGGGCAACGGCAAGCUUCCUCGUGGAUUUUCUACCUUCAUGGGCUUUGACGCAGUUCGGGACUCCGCUGGUAGAGAUCAUUCCGACUCAAAGGAGCGCUAUCUCGAGAAUAAUACUCAACCUUCUUUCCCUUCAAUGUCCGAUAUCACCGGGACACCUCAUAGUCGUGGAGCGUCAGAGUCCGUUGGAAGAUCCUCAGCAGCAAGUAAACCUGAAGAUAACAGUACAGAGAUCAACUCCAACCCAUUCGACGAUUUUGUGGGGAAUUUCGCGAAUCCCCCGCAUAAUUUGGGUGAAAACGAUUUUCCAAACAACGAUAUCACGAAUCUUCCAGAUGAUGGUCCUAAACUUGGGCCCUAUGUUUCCCAUAAUAACACGGAAGCAACGGCCAGCACCUCUUCUACGUUGUCUCAGAUACCAGGCCUCACUUCUGAUGCUCCCACUCCAGUUGAUGCCACGGACGCUAGAACACCGGAGCCUCAAGACGUUAACUCUUCCUCAGCGCUACGUAUCCACCAAGGAGACUCGGAUGUCGGCAUGGUUGCUAAAUAUGAGAUUUAUGACGCUCUGAGAAAAAUCAAUAGAGCUUUUUUUGCGUAUAGCAAUGCUACCUCUCCGAAUGCGCUCGUACGUGGUAAUUACGACGCUCAGAUCGAUCAUCCUGCCGCUCUCAACUGUCGAGAACUUCUGCUAAACGCUAGAUUGCGACUCAUUGACCUUCAAGAUCUUGAGUCAGGCGAGUACCAUCGUCAACCGCCGCCGAAGGAUCGUUAUUAUGAGGACGAUGAUGACGAGGAAGACACUGACCGCGAAGAUGGCCGCGAAGAUGACGAUCAUUGUGAUACUUUCACCGAUGCUGGUACGGUUUUGACUCUUGUGGCAGACUGCGGAAAAGAACAGGAAACUUUCACACCUACUAGCACACAGGCGACUCAUGACGAAGAUAUUGAGGCGGCACUUAGACGCAUAACGAACACUGUCGACGAAGAGGGAAUUCCCAACAUAGCUGAUAGAAAGAAAAGCUACGAGCUUGUGGUAGAUGCAGCCCUUCACAUUGAAACCCUCAAAUCGGCCUCAACCAUCUGGAGGUCGAUUGAGGAGGCAAGGCGAGAAAUGGAAUCUAAAGUCGUACGCCCUAAGCACGACGACACCAUACCGCGAACCGUGGCCCAGAAACGGGCAUUGGUAAAAGUGUUAUUCACUAUCAUCACCGACGUGGAAUAUUCCACCGACAAUCCAAAGACCCUACAGAAAUUUAUCAAAGAUUGGGAGAGCAAGGCCAAAGAAAUCGAGUUAUUCUGCUGGGAGGUCGUGGAACUCAUGAUAAAACGGUGCACAGAAGGCCCCCUCUCCAGUGGCACGCAGUUCCACGGCAAUUUCAAGCUGAGAAUGGCUGCGAUGAUUGAGUGCUUGCACUGCCGCAAAACGAGCUUCUUGUCGGCUUUACGACCGACUUUCCUGCAAAGACUUGUCGAUAACCCCCGCGAGAAGAUGAAUCAAUCUGAGAGUAACCAGAGAGGAAAUAAGAAGAAGGGCGAUGACAUAAAAGUUGGCAGACAAGCACGGAGUGCGGAGAGAGCAGCUUCAGAUACCACCGCAUCAAAAACGAGAAGCGGGUCACAGAACAACCCUCAAUCGAGGAAGCAGCAGCAGAGUGCUGGAGCCAUGAGAAAGGCUACUGCUAAACCACGGAAGAACGCCAGAAAGAAGAAUCAGGGAUCAACACAGUCGCAGAAUCUGGACAUGAGGGCCCCUUCAAUGCUUCAGACAUUGCAACCGUAUCCUCAAGCCGGUCAGGGUGGUAAUCGACUCGAAUGCAUACUGGAAACGCCUUCUUCGGAAUCGCACUGGGCUACCGGUCAUCAACAAAUGCAGAACGGAGGAGGUCGCCAAUCCUCUAUACUUAGCAUCGCUUCACAACGCCAAACAGCUCAUAAUCCAUCAUUCCACAUGAAACCCGACACGCGUCUGAGGACUCAGCCCUAUCAACAGAUACCUGCAGCUUCGCCAAACUCCAGUUCUGAUCCCAGCCUCAGUACUUUUACGCAUUCGGGGUUUUCGUCGAUGGACCACGAUAUGCAUGUGGUUUAUCAGGCCCAGCCCGGGCAACAUCAACAAUCUCACCACUACCCAGCUCAUCUGUUUUAUUCCACCAGUAACAGGCGCCCAACAAAUCUAAGACAGGGCAGAUCGCAGUCAGAGCAGACUCUCCCUCUAGGUGUUCCACCGUAUAGCAACCAAGAUCCUUCGCAGCCUCAAGAAAUCCACGAAACCUCUAUCAUGCUAGAAAAUGCGUUCACUCCGAACCCAGGCGCCUUUGGACUCCUUCGCUCCCCACAAUCCACACCUGCUGACUUCCGUCAGACAUCCUUUCAGCGAACCAAUUCCCAUGUCACAGGAGAGCAAUCCUACACGGACGAUGGGUAUGAUCAUUCUCCAGUGCCCACGAAGCGUCUUCGCCGCUAA
Messenger RNA from Aspergillus nidulans FGSC A4, 2478 nucleotides. RefSeq lists its product as uncharacterized. NCBI's taxonomy places the organism in Eukaryota, Fungi, Ascomycota, Eurotiomycetes, Eurotiales, Aspergillaceae. The transcript is spliced from 2 exons. The record is from RefSeq and is a predicted model, not a curated record. The coding region runs from base 1 to 2478 and encodes 825 amino acids.